AUGUCCACCCCGCACGUAAUUGCGUCCUCCUCUCCGCACUCAUCCCAGUCGGCUGCCGGAAACGGGAUUGUGGGGAAUCAUUAUCGUGUUGGAAAGAAGAUUGGCGAAGGCUCUUUCGGAGUUGUUUUCGAGGGGACCAACUUGCUCACAAAUGAGCCCGUUGCGAUCAAGUUUGAACCUCGAAAGUCCGAUGCACCUCAAUUACGAGACGAGUACCGGUCUUACCGCACGCUCAAUGGCACCCCUGGUGUUCCCAAGGCGCACUACUUUGGACAAGAGGGCCUCCAUAAUGUUCUGGUUAUUGACCUAUUAGGGCCUAACUUGGAGGACUUGUUUGAUAUGUGUGGACGCAAGUUCACAAUCAAGACCGUCUGCAUGGCUGCUGUACAAAUGAUCACUCGUGUCCAGUCCAUUCAUGACAAGUCUUUAAUAUACCGGGAUAUCAAGCCGGAUAACUUCCUCAUUGGUGUACCCGGCACCAAGAACGCCAAUGUCAUCCAUAUAAUCGACUUCGGUAUGGCGAAGCACUACCGCGACCCCAAAACUAAGCAACAUAUUCCUUACCGCGAACGCAAGUCACUCUCCGGCACUGCACGAUACAUGUCUAUCAAUACCCACCUUGGACGCGAACAGUCGCGGCGUGAUGAUCUAGAGUCUCUCGGUCACGUAUUCAUGUAUUUCCUGCGAGGAGGACUUCCCUGGCAAGGACUUCGUGCUGCUACGAACAAGCAGAAGUACGAGAAGAUCGGCGAGAAAAAGCAGAGUACUCCUAUCGAGGAGCUCUGUGAAGGUUUCCCAGAGCAAUUUGCUAUUUAUAUGAACUAUGUCCGCAAGCUCGGUUUCGAAGAGCAGCCGGACUAUGACUUCCUGCGCGGCCUUUUCCAAAAGGUGCUUAAGACCCUUGGCGAGCAGGACGACGGCGUCUAUGACUGGAUGCUCCUGAAUGGCGGCAAGGGUUGGGAAGCCAGCAGUGUAAGACCUCUUUCGUCCCUUUAUCUUCGUUUGCUGAUUUAA
Gloeophyllum trabeum ATCC 11539 is the source of this 1014-nucleotide messenger RNA. RefSeq names its product kinase-like protein. The coding region runs from base 1 to 1014 and encodes 337 amino acids. Lineage: Eukaryota; Fungi; Basidiomycota; Agaricomycetes; Gloeophyllales; Gloeophyllaceae. The transcript is spliced from 7 exons. The record is from RefSeq and is a predicted model, not a curated record. Gene Ontology annotation, molecular function: protein serine/threonine kinase activity; ATP binding. Gene Ontology annotation, cellular component: cytoplasm; nucleus. Gene Ontology annotation, biological process: endocytosis; signal transduction; peptidyl-serine phosphorylation.